AUGUUUCGCAAGUCAUCGCACGCACUUAUGCAUUCCGGCGGGCUCUUUCGUACACCUCGGCCUCUUUGCCGCGCGCUGCAGGAAGCUCUUACGAAGGCACAAUCGGUGUGGAAUCUGGACUUUGGAGGCACCCCGACAGUGGACGAACUCACAUUUCAUCAGCGAAAGUAUCCAUCCACGCCAAUGUUCCAUGUGCUGGACCUCGAUGGGAGAGUAGUAAACCCGAAGCAGGAACCAGAGGUGCCCAAAGAGACGCUGAUUAAAAUGAUGGAAGCAAUGUUGCGUCAGCAGAGUAUUGACCUUAUUUUGAUGGAGGCACAGCGUCAGGGGCGUAUUUCAUUUUAUAUGACGAGUAUGGGUGAAGAAGCCUCUGCGGUGGGCACCGCCGCGGCAUUGGAUAUGCGUGACGAACUAUUUUUGCAGUAUAGGGAGGCGGCUGCCCUUACGUACCGUGGAUACACGGUGAAGGAUAUGGUAGCGCAAUGUAUGGGCACCAUUGAGAAUGAACUUAAAGGUCGACAAAUGCCUAUCCACUAUGGUUCACGCGCGCUCAAUGUUCAUAUGAUCAGCUCUCCAGUGGCGACUCAAAUUCCACAUGCUGCUGGUACUGGAUAUGUUUGUCGUCUUGAAAACGAACGUGAGACGGAUCCCAACAAGAAACGUAUUUGUGCCGCUUUUGUUGGCGAAGGUUCUGCCAGCCAGGGGGACUUUCACGCUGGGGUUAACAUGGCCGCAACGAUGAAAUCCAACACACUUUUUUUGAUACGUAACAACGGCUACGCCAUCUCUACACCGUCGUCUUCACAGUACGCUGGCGAUGGUAUUUUUGCUCGGGGCAUCGGUUACGGUAUUCCCUGCGCCCGUGUGGAUGGAAAUGACAUUUUGGCGGUGUUUCAAACAGUACGCAAGGCACGUGAACUUAUUCGCACGACGAAUCAACCUGUUCUCGUGGAAGCCCUGGUAUAUCGUAGCUCCCAUCACUCUUCCUCUGAUGACAGUACAUGGUACCGUUCACGGGAAGAAGUGGAAGUGUUUUCAAAUCUCUUUUUACCAGUUGCCCGGUUUGAAAAGUAUUUGGAAAGAAAGUCGCUGUGGACUCCCGAGCAGUCGCGGAGUUUGACUCAGAAAGUGCGGCAAGAAACGCUUGCGGAGCUGCACAGGCAGGAGAAAUUGCCCAAGUGGCCGGUAUCUUCGAUGCAUGACGAUGUGUACAAGGAAAUGACACCAGAGAUGCAUCAGGCGCAAAAGGAAUUGGAGGAGCACUACGAACGAAACAAGAAAGAAUACAACAUGUGA
Messenger RNA from Trypanosoma cruzi, 1296 nucleotides. RefSeq names its product 2-oxoisovalerate dehydrogenase alpha subunit, putative. NCBI's taxonomy places the organism in Eukaryota, Euglenozoa, Kinetoplastea, Trypanosomatida, Trypanosomatidae. The record is from RefSeq and is a predicted model, not a curated record. Gene Ontology annotation, biological process: branched-chain amino acid catabolic process. Bases 1 to 1296 code for a protein of 431 amino acids. Gene Ontology annotation, molecular function: oxidoreductase activity, acting on the aldehyde or oxo group of donors, disulfide as acceptor. The transcript has a single exon.